Morchella sextelata is the source of this 537-nucleotide messenger RNA. RefSeq lists its product as uncharacterized. The coding region runs from base 1 to 537 and encodes 178 amino acids. The record is from RefSeq and is a predicted model, not a curated record. Gene Ontology annotation, molecular function: zinc ion binding; nucleic acid binding. Lineage: Eukaryota; Fungi; Ascomycota; Pezizomycetes; Pezizales; Morchellaceae. The transcript has a single exon.
AUGGACGAAGCCUCUCGGAUCGAGGCUUUGAUGGAAGGUAUUAAUGGGGAACUCGAUGAAUCAAUGAUACACCAUGACACUCCUGCGACGGUAGAUGCCUGUGCGACACUCUUACAACGGUUGGAUAAUCUUCGUCGUGCGGCGGAGGCUAAACGAGGAAAUAAAAAGCCUUGGAGUGUUACUACUACCCCGGCUCCUCGUCCCCCACCAGCAAAUCCUGUUCCUGCUCCCCGUGCUGCCGCCCCAGCCACUAAUGUACCUGCUACGGAAAGUCAUCCCUCGUCCCGUCCGGGAGGUGAUGUACCAAUGGAUCUGUCUGGAGGACGUCGUCGCUCCUCUCCUGCCGAAAGAAAUGCCCGCUUAGUUGAGGGCCGAUGUUUCUAUUGCGGAGGUGUUGGGCAUAUGGUUAGGGAUUGCCCCCAAGCGAGGGCAAGUGGAAAUCAACCAAGAAGACCUGUGAUGAGGGGAGCAGCAUUGACGGUGGAGGAAAAUGAUGGAAGUGAUAAUGAGUCGGCAAAAGAUUUGUCCCUGCACUAA